ACAGCACGAUGACGUCAGCCUCUGCUGCCGGUCAUGCGGUCCGUGUAUGGGAACCUAAAGUGCCGUAAAGUGACGCACUUCCGGUAAUGUGAGAGUCCUCUUUAGUUCUUGUGCUGUGGCAGAGAGAGUGAGAGAUAGACGGCGGUGGAAGACAUGGCGGCUGCCGGGAGCAAGUCUGUGCUGUUUGUGUGUCUGGGCAACAUUUGCCGAUCUCCAAUAGCAGAGGCCGUGUUUAGAAAGUUGGUAACAGAUGAAGGAGUAUCCCACGAGUGGAACAUAGACAGUGCUGCCACCUCUACAUAUGAAAUAGGAAACCCCCCGGAUCACCGUGGUCAGAGCUGUAUGAGGAAGCACGGCGUAGAUAUGAAUCACACUGCCAGGCAGAUCACAAAGCAGGAUUUCCUCUCCUAUGACUAUAUUCUGUGCAUGGAUGAAAGUAAUCUAAGAGACUUGAAACGUAAAUGUAGCCAAAUACAAAACUGCAAAGCAAAAAUCGAACUGCUGGGAAGCUACGACCCCCAAAAACGACUCAUCAUUGAAGAUCCAUAUUAUGGCAGCGAUGAAGACUUUGAGACCGUCUACCAGCAAUGUGUUAGAUGCUGUAAAUCCUUUUUGGUGAAGAGUUCCUAGUAUUACAUAGAAGUAAUGACGUUAAAGCUGUGUGCCAUGGCCGUAUCUGUUGUGUUAUGACAUCACAUUCAUCUUUUAGUCUCGUAUUUAACAAUGGAACAAGAAUCGAUCUAUAAUGAAUACCAUGAUGUAAAAAGGAACCUGACAUGUUUGAAAAAGCAGUCCACUUUGCAGGCAUCAUGUCGUAGAGCAGAUUGAUAUACAUUUGUAGUUUAAAAAAAAAAAAAAAAAAAUAUAUAUAUA
Hyla sarda is the source of this 873-nucleotide messenger RNA. It is a transcript of the gene ACP1, whose product is annotated as acid phosphatase 1. Bases 154 to 630 code for a protein of 158 amino acids. The transcript has 6 exons. Gene Ontology annotation, cellular component: cytoplasm. Gene Ontology annotation, molecular function: acid phosphatase activity; non-membrane spanning protein tyrosine phosphatase activity. NCBI's taxonomy places the organism in Eukaryota, Metazoa, Chordata, Amphibia, Anura, Hylidae. The record is from RefSeq and is a predicted model, not a curated record. Gene Ontology annotation, biological process: protein dephosphorylation.